This is a messenger RNA of Hippocampus zosterae (dwarf seahorse), 3701 nucleotides long. It is a transcript of the gene depdc7a, whose product is annotated as DEP domain containing 7, paralog a. The coding region runs from base 146 to 1714 and encodes 522 amino acids. NCBI's taxonomy places the organism in Eukaryota, Metazoa, Chordata, Actinopteri, Syngnathiformes, Syngnathidae. The record is from RefSeq and is a predicted model, not a curated record. Gene Ontology annotation, biological process: intracellular signal transduction. The transcript is spliced from 9 exons.
GGAAAGUUGUAAAACCUGUUUUGCUUUAGAACCACAUAGCUUCCCGAUCGCAAAGGCAGAGUUACAUUUCCUUUCAGGUGUGAAUGUGACAUGUGGACGGAGAGAAGCGCCUUAUCAAACUCGUCACGGGAAAGAAGAGCAAGGCAUGGCUGGGAAGCCAUUCCGGGCCACCCAAAUCUGGAGCAGCAUCAUCUCUAACCUGCACACCCACGUGGAGGUCAAGCGCCGGCGCCACAAUCUCAAGUCCUACGAGGACUGCUUUCUUGGCUCCGAGGCCGUGGACGCCGUGUUGACGCACAUUACCUUGAAUCGCUUCUUCGGUGACGAUGCAGUCCCUCGCCAGAAAGCCGUGCGACUUUGUCAAGCCCUGAUGGACUCGAAGGUCUUUGAGCCGGUGGGCGUGAAAGUGUUUGGCAAGGAAAAGAAGCGGGACACUUUUGUGGACAGUAGCUGUAGUUUGUACAGGUUCCCGAGCCCGCAGACGGGUUUGUCAACGCUGAACAAUACCAAGUCUAACUCCACGGCAACCAUAGAGAGCGGCUAUGACUCUCCAGGCAUAAAAAGGAACAAGAACAGCUAUAAUCCACUGUCUGAAAGACAAGAGAUGCCGACCUACUUCACUCAUUCUCCCGUAAGACGAGGCAGAUCAGUGGAGGACGUGCUGAGAAAUCUCAACCUAAACUCGACCAUCACGCCUCAGAUGAUCAACUUGGGCCUCUCAUGUGAGCUGGUCACAGAGGUGUGGCACCAGCAGGCCGUGUGCAGGCUCCUGCAGUUGAUUGAGCUCCCGCUGCUGGAGAACUUGCUGGGGUGCAAGUGUGCCUCGCGGUCUUCAUUGCUCACGGUAGACAGCGACUCAGACUUGUUGUUGUCAGCAGGCUACUUGGACAGAGAAGUGCUCAAGGCCUUCACUGAGGCACAGGCAGAUGAAUGGAUGUCUGGUGCCGUAGACUGUCUGGACUUCCUCCCCGAUAAUCAAGUGGUGGAGGUCAGCAAAGGUCUGGCGGGAUGCGCCAAUGACCUAUUCGAAUGUAAGAGGCUGCUCUACGAAGUCCUGGCGAAGCAUUACGCUCGAGUCGAGCAGCCGCCGCUCCUCAGCAACCACUUGUUCGACAUCUACUCGGGCAUUUCGGAGCUUCUUGUAAACGGUAAACUGGAGCAAGCUCUGGAGGCACUACAGCUCAGCCUGAAGCUGCAGGACUCUCGAUGCAGGGAGGAGCUGCGGCGGCUGCUCAGAUUCAUGGCCAUUGCCGCUAACGCACAGGACAUCAAACUCCACAAAGAGAUCGAGAACCGAAUGGCAGUGAAGAGGUCAUUCUCCAGCGCCAUCGUGUACAGCCGAAGACUCUCCAAAGGCAAAGUGGACCUGAUGGUUCUUUUUAUGAUGGACAACCAUUGCGAUCUAUUCAAUGUUCCUGUUUCACUACAUAAGAUGGUCAGCGACAGAUUGAAGAAUAUCGUUCGGGGGAACGAUGCAGAUAUGAUAACAGGGCCGACGUAUUGCACAAGACAGAGCGCAAAGGAUUAUUCAGAAAACAGAGAGACGCACACUAAAGAGGAAUUACGGGCGUUGCUACGGACAAUCCAUGAGAACCCCAACAUGCCCAACAAGGAAAAGAGACGUUUGCUGGCCCAGUUCUACAAAGGCCACCCGGACAUUUUUGUGCAAUAUUUUGGGAAUAAGUUAUCAAGUAUGAACAUGUUGCUCCAGUAAAACUUAUGACUGGUGUAAUUUAAUGCACGGGGUGGUUGUAAUUGUGAACAUAUGUGGCCUUUGUGUAAAUAGUGACUGUGAAUGUGGAUUUGCGAGGAGUAAGCUGUGAUUUAUAUGCACAUACCAUAAUUUAAUCUAAAAGUAAAAUUUAAUUACAAUUUUUCGGAAUGAAAUAAAACAAAAAUGCUUAAAAAAGAAAAACUAACUGGAACUUAUCUUAUAUUUGCAAAAGUAACUGAAAGUGAGUAAAAUGAAAGCGAACAUGUUUUUUGUUUUCAUCUUGGUGAAUUAAUAUCAUAUAUGAGCUUUGAGUAUGAGUAUACAGUAUUUUAGAUGUCUUUAUUUUGAUAUUGCUGUAUGUCCAUACAAAAGAAGGCAGGCACAGUUGUUGGAAUAUUGGCAUUUACUUUACACAAUACUUUGUGAAUUUUGUUUGAUUCUUGCAUCCAAGAAAAACAAAAUACCGGUACUAAAACGAAGCAUUUUUGGGGGGGAAAUGCUCUUAAAAUGAAUUAUAACUGAAUUUUUAAACACUAUAAUGAAAAAUCCAAAAGUAUAACUUUACAAUCCUGGAGCGCACCUGAACUUAUAUGUUGCACCCACUAAAUGUAAAAAGAGAUGAGAACUUUUACACGUACCCAUUGUCCACUGUUGUGUUUGUAUAAAAGUGGGUUGCACAGAUAGCGAGAAGGACUUUCCAAAGCAAGUCUUGCUGAUGGUCGAUGCAUAUCGGGGACUUUUUGUAACGUUUGGUUUGGUGUCACAUCAGGCUGCACCCCGUUCAAUCGUGGGCUAUAUACAGUAUGCCAGCAAUGUCGCUGAUCCCUGAUGUGAGGUCAAUGCUUCUGAGAAAUGGGACACCGCCAAGGGUGGGUACAAAUAUUGGCGUAAUGAAGCUGGUUAGCCCGUAUAAAUCCAUAAAUUAGCUGCAUCAUUAUUUAAGAUGCACGGUUCAAAGCAGGCUAAAAAAGUAGCGGUUUAUAGUCCGGAAAUUAUAGUAAUUUACGCCCCAAAAGUGGUACGAUUAGCAGUUCACCCAAAAUGUGUCUGGAAGAAUAUGCGUCAGGUCAAACAAAGGUGUUGAGAAUGUCUUUAGCUAAGUAAGCAAUUAAAAUGUUAUGCUUGUUAACUUAUUGAAAAUGUUUUAUGCCAUCACAGAUGUGUGUUAGCCAUAGAACAGAAAAUUAAAAUUACUGUGAAAUAGGAAAGGUAGGUCAGUCCAGCAUGAGCAAUACAACCUUAAGUAAUGGGCGCGUAGUUUCUUUUAUAAAUUGUUAUGGCUUGUGUAUGUUAUUUUAUAUAUACAGAGAGAGAGAGAGAGAGAGAGAGAGAGAGAGAGAGAGAGAGAGAGAGAGAGAGAGAGAGAGAGAGAGACAUGUUACUGUAAAACUUAAAUAUCACUUGAGGAAUUAAAUAUUAUUGUUGGACCCAGAACAAAUUCAUUUGCUUUACAUUAUUUCCUAUGGGAUACUUGGUUUUGAAACCAGAACAAACUGCAGGUCAAUCAGCAUACCAGAACCAACUGUGUUCAAUUGGGGAGGUUCCCAUGUCUUAUUUAUGUAUUGGGACAUGAAGAAAAAUGGAGGGAGGAAAUGAAGGAAAUUAAGAGAUGAUUCAAGCUUUUCAGUUAUAACAACUUUUUCAUUGCAGCUCAUCCUAAAGCUGUUUGUUUAGGAUUAAGGCCUCGGCUUCAUCGCUCUUCCAAAGCAUCCUCAUCCAAGUAUGUUUUAAUUGACCUUGCUUUGUGCACUGGGAAAUAAAGUAGGAAGCUUUGAUAGGUCCAGCAUGUUUAAGUAAGAUUCAACCAGAACUAAUAUAAUCUGAGUUUGAGGUAUUAACCAAUAGGUGUGCUCCAAUACUUAUUUUUUAGCGAAUGUUAUUAGUUACUCUUCCAGUCAAGUGUGUAUGAGUGUCCUUUGUGAGAAAAGACCGAGUCGAGUCUUCCAAAUAAACAAUGUGAUGCAGACCAGCUGUGUCUGAAAAAGCC